This is a messenger RNA of Solanum tuberosum (potato), 773 nucleotides long. RefSeq lists its product as uncharacterized. The transcript is spliced from 2 exons. The record is from RefSeq and is a predicted model, not a curated record. Bases 14 to 544 code for a protein of 176 amino acids. NCBI's taxonomy places the organism in Eukaryota, Viridiplantae, Streptophyta, Magnoliopsida, Solanales, Solanaceae.
UCCCUCUAUAUAAAUGAGAUAUGACGCGCAAACACCGACUCAAAAGUGCUUUUAUUUUGGUUGUUUUAGGCAUUUGCUUCUCUCUUUCUCUACAUCUUCCUUUUUGCCUUCAAACAAACAAAAAAAUAAAAAAAUGGUGGAUCUUCAGAAAGUAUGCUCCAUGUGCGGCGACGUUGGCUUCCCGGAAAAGCUCUUCCGCUGCUCCAAGUGCUACCACCGUUACCAACACUCGUAUUGUAGCAACUACUAUAGUGAAUUGUCAGAGGGAAUAGAGGUGUGUGACUGGUGUCAAAGUGAAGAAAGAAACAGCAGUUCAAGGCGUGGAAGUUCUUCUAGGAAAUCAUCAGCUGAAGGCAUCAUGAUGAGUAGCAGCAGAUCAGAAUAUCCAGGUGGCGACAAAAUCAAACAGCAAAACCAUGAUCAUCAUAAUCACAGAGAAGAAUCAACGGCUCAUGAUCAAAAACCAAAGAAUAAUCAUGGUGGUGCACCUUCACCUCGUACGUCCACCCGUAGGUACAAACUUCUUAAGGAUGUCAUGUGUUAAAUUAAAAGGAAAAAUAAAUAAAAACUUUUCAUGUGUUUGUUAAUAUUAUGUUUAUCUUCUUCCUUAUGGAUAAUUGUAAGUUUUUUUUUUCUCUUUUGACUAGUAGAGUACUACUUUUAUGGCCCUAUGCUACCUACCUACCUAGAUGAAUAAGUUCUCAAUGUAGCGUACCCUCUCUCUCUAUAUUAUAUGUACAAAUUAGUAGAUGAUAAUUAUGGGUUUACCAUAA